Porites lobata is the source of this 2304-nucleotide messenger RNA. Lineage: Eukaryota; Metazoa; Cnidaria; Anthozoa; Scleractinia; Poritidae. The record is from the annotation of a GenBank genome assembly.
AUGUCUCUUAAUGACAAAGUUAAAGUGAUUUGGAAAACUAAUUGCCAAUGGAGAGACCGACCGCACUGGCCUAAAAGAAGAGACUUGAAACUGAAUGAAAAUGACGGUAACGGAAAAGAACUGUCUGCUCUCGAACCUGGAGACGCUGUCAAAAUGAAGUUCGGUUCGCGAUGGUAUGAUGCCGAAGUAUGCGAAAAAUGGGAAUCCAGGAAAUCAAAGAAAGGUAAAUACUCUUAAAAGUCACCGCUUACUUCGAUACUGAGAGGAGGCACAUUCCCUUUCUUUGAGGCAGUUCUAAUGCCAUGUUCUUUUAUUUACGCAGGACAAACAAUCGUGAACAAACAUUCCCAGCAGAACAACCAGCAGAAUCCUGUUAGUCAAAUGCCAACCCAGACAGAGGUGAAUGCGCCUGUUACAGACCCAUAUGCUUUAUUCUUGGCGGAACAGCAGAAACGAGAGGCGAUUUGGAGUGUUAAUCAUGCCGCAAAGAAACCCAAGACUGCCGAUGUUGAGAGCCUGACAAUGAACACUCCGACAAAAAGGAACGACAGCGUCGCCACACAAACUCCAAGUGCCAAAACGCUCGCAAUCCACGUGGCUACCCAGACUUCACCGACACUGCAACAAUCUGACGAACUUAGCCUACUGAAGAGGGAACUGCAAGAAAGGGACAAAAGGUUAUUCAAGGUGAGUAUGUAGUUCUCCCCAAAUCAAGUUUACAAUUUUUAAUAUUCCAUUUCGCACUUAAACAUUCGAGUUUCUUCAACUUUCGAGUUCGUAGGUCAAGAUUCCAUGUUCACAAUUUAUCAAUUGAGGCUGCGUUGCAGCCGGCCCACGUAUCGUCUAGACCAUUAGUAGUUCCAGGCUGUUUUGAUGGUCUGUGACGCAGGCUAUCAAUCGAGUUGAUACUGGUUUAAAUUGAAUUCUGCCCUUUGUUCUUGCAGGCUGUGGAAAAGGUAGAAGAGACAAUUGCGUUGAUGCAGAAUAAAAUGACUGCAGCACUAGAAAGAAUCGUGGAGCGUCUGGAUCGCCUUGAAGCAGUACCGGUCAACUCAGAUCCUCUUGUAAAUGUAAGCAUUGCUUAUUAGAAAUAGUUUCAACUUAUUAGUUUGUUAUAAUAAUAAUAAGUAAUACUAGCUUACUUGAGUAAGAUCAUUGCCUCAUAAAGUGGAUGUACUUCUGGGUUUUCAUUUUCUUGAGUUCGAGUUUUGACAAGAAAUUUUAACAUAUUUAAAUACAGGGUUAUUACUCGGUAAUUGUGAUCUUUUUAAGCCAAAACGUGUUUUUGCAUCAAUUGAACAUAAUUGUUCAGUUUUGUUAUAUAAUGCUGUUAUUCAUUGAAACUGUUUUCUUGAUAGUGUUUAUAAUUAGAAUAGAGUAAGUAGAAAAUCCUGUUAAAAAGAAAUAUAUGUUUCAGCCUCUUUUACUUACUUCUCUUUUCUUUUUCGUUCCCUAUAGUUCAAUGACAGUACGUUACCCGCUGUUGAGAUGAUGGAGGAGACCCUAACAGAUAUAUCUACGAUCGAUGCCAAUGCACUCUGCACAUUAAGCGAGUCUUUCAGUACAACCUGCAGUCCAGUCGUUCCACAAUUGUCAGAGCAUCUUGCAUCCAGCAGUCCAGCUAUUAGACAUGUGUCUGCGUAUCCUGUUUCCGACAGUCCCGUUCAUGUAACCGGUGUGGUAACAGACGAACUUAUUAGGAGCUGCGUCACACCGAGAAAGGUCCACAGAGUCCGUGAGGCCCUGGAUGCUGAAUCAGAACGCGACAGAUGUGCUAUCAGGUUGCUGAAGCAGUUCUUCACAAAGGAGGAGCUUGCCAUGGGCAACACAGAAGGCAACUUCAAUAAAAGCCCGCUUGACCGGACAAGACUUCACUCGCUGAAAGGUACGUCACCUUUUAAGAUCUCGAUGCGGUUACCUCUUUAAGACUUCCGCCAUAUGUGGGUUGAGUUUGUUGUUGGUUCUCUCUCUUGCUCCGAGACGUUUUUCUCCGGGUACUCCGGUUUUCUCCUACGAUGAACCACUUUGUGGAUGUGCUACCUCCAAAUCAUUAUUUAUUAUUGAUAUUAUUUAGUUUGUUCGAAGCGCUUUACCCACUUAUAAGUGCAUUUUUCGGUAGAGGUUUUAUUAAAUAUUUUGUUUGCUUUUGUUUCAGUUCUGGUCUUCACAAAGUUUCCGGUUGGACCCGAUGAGGAUGAGGGCAAGUGCUGGCGAACCGUGAAAACCAAGAUAAAUGCCAAAUGUCGAGCACAGAGAUUUGCUAUUUCCGGCCGUAUCGGUAUCGAAAAUUUGCGUCCCAAUUAG